Molecule: messenger RNA, 3702 nt
Organism: Odocoileus virginianus texanus
Lineage: Eukaryota; Metazoa; Chordata; Mammalia; Artiodactyla; Cervidae
Source: RefSeq, a predicted model, not a curated record
GGGAAUCCUCCUGACUCUAAGAAUGAAAAAUAAAUGGUCACUUAUCUUUUGUCUGGCCAAGGUCCAGCCUCCUCAGUUGGCCUGCUGUUUUCGUCUUGGAGUAUGGAUCCACAGAGAAUGAAUUGUUUGCCCUGAGGGCCAUCUAUCUCCUGCUUCAGGGGAGGACAUCCAGUGAAAUGCAUUCCUGACCUGAUUGGACCAGAGAAACAAAAAAAGAAGUAUCCAGAUCUCUCAGCCCUGUUGUGCAGGUGGAUGUCACAUUCAGACGCUGAAGAUGGCAGCCACUGACCUGUCCUCAAUAUGGGCUCUGCCUGCACAGGACUCUGCCUGUUUCUGUAUGAGAAAUACUAAGGGGGAAAAGAUAGUGCCAGGAUUCCCAGCAACUUGGUUACAGGGACCAAUGUCUUUUAAAGAUGUGGCUGUGGAGUUCACCCAGGAGGAGUGGAUGAUGCUGGACUCUGCUCAACGAAGUAUGUACAGAGAUGUGAUGUUGGAAAACUAUAUAAAUCUCACCUUAGUGGAAUAUCAAUUAUGCAAGCCUGUGAUCUCCCUGUUGGGUCAGGAAGACAUAAGAACUGUGAAAAGCAGAAUUCCCCAAGACACCUGUCCAGACUGGGAGAUUCAAUUGAAAACUAAAGAGUCAACUUCUAAUCAGAAUAUUUUGGGUGAAGCAUCAUCUGGUGGCAUGAAAAUAAUAAGAUUCACAAUGGAUGAUUGGUCUUGUACAUUAAAAGAAGACUGGGAAUGCAGUAGAAUCAGAAAACAGCACAAGAUCCCAGAGGGAAUUUUGAGGCAAGUGACAUUUACUCAAAAGAAAACAGCAUCUCAGGAGAGAUUCUUUGACUAUCAUGAAUUAGAGGAAAACUCUAAACUUAGAUCAACACUUGUUUUUUCAAGGAGAGUUUCCACCAGUAAACAUUGUCAUAAAUGUUACUUAAAUAUUGAGUGUUUGAAGCAUAAUCCAAUCCUAAACAAUUAUGAAAAUAUCUCUGUAAGUGAGAGAGUCUGUGAAAGUCAUAAAUAUGACAGAACUCUGUGGCAUCUUGAAAGAACUCAGAUAGCACAGAAAGUGUACACAUAUUGCAAAUGUGAUACACACUUCAAACAUCAUAAUAUGCUUCCUAUAUGCAACAAUUUUCACAUGGUGGAGAAUUCCUAUGAAUGUAAUAAAAACAAUAUCUUUUGUUAUCAUUCAUCCCUUGAACAACAGGAGCAAACUCCCACUGAAGAGAAACAUGAAUGUAAUCAGUGUGGAAAAACUUUCAAAAGGAUUUCUAAUCUUAUUUUGCACAAGAGAAGUCACAUGAGUGAGAAACAAUAUGAAUGUAAAGAAUGUGGGAAAAUCUUCAAUGAUUCCUCAACCCUAAGGAGACAUGUAAGAACUCACACUGGGGAGAAACCUUACGAAUGUAAUCAGUGUGGAAAAGCUUUCAGUCAAAAAACAUCUCUUAAGGUUCAUGUGAGAACUCACACUGGAGAGAAGCCUUAUGAGUGUAAUCAUUGUGGAAAAUCCUUUGGCACAAGUUCUUACCUUAUAGUGCACAAGAGAAUACACAGUGGGGAGAAACGCUAUGAAUGUGAUGACUGUGGAAAAGCCUUCAACACAAGCUCUCACCUUAAAGUUCACAAGAAAAUACACACUGGAGAGAAUCUUUAUGAAUGCACUGACUGUGGGAAGGUUUUUAGUGGCCUCUCAUCUCUUAGAAUGCAUGUGAGAACUCAUACAGGGGAGAAACCCUACGAAUGUAAGGAAUGUAGGAAAACCUUCAGUGUUUCCUCUUCUCUUAGAAGACAUGUGAGAACUCACACUGGAGAGAAACCCUAUGAAUGUAUUCAGUGUGGAAAAACCUUCAGUCAGAGUUCUUCACUUAUUAUACAUAAAAGAAUUCAUACUGGAAGAGAAACCCUGUAACAGUUAAGAAUGUGAGGUUGCCUUUUUCAUUGUCUUAAGGUGGAUUUCAAGGUCAUUGUUUCAGUGUUUGUUCUUUACAAUAAGCAUUUGAGGCUAUCAAUAGUACUAUAAACACACCUUUAGCUAUAUAACACGUUUAGGUCUAUGAUUAUUUGUUUUGUUUUAAAUCUAAAUGUUGUCUAAUAUUUACUAUGACAUUAAAUCUUUUUUGAUCCAUAACUGUUUAAAAUUAUGUAUUUUUAAUGUUUGCAGUUACCUUAUUGAUUUUUAAGUUAACUGUAUUUAAGUUCAAAGUAUCUGAACUAUAUGAUACUACUUUACUAGCAUUUUCCUGAGAGUUGCUUUCUGGUCUGGUGUGACAAAUAUUGCUAGUAGCCAAAUGAAUAUUCAGUUCAUCCCUCCCUACUGGCAAUCCUGUUUUAGGUUAUAAUAUCAGUGUGUCUAAUUAUAGAACUCUUUUCAGCUGCUUUGCUGCCAUGUGGAUCCAUUCCCCUCAUUCCUGAUGAAUCAAAUAUAGACAGUAUUACUGGGGACAGAUCUAUCUAGUGUUUUCUCUUUGCCUUUUGCACUUUGUCAUUCUAUCUUCCCUAGUCUUCUCCCUUUGGAUUUUGCACUCAUAGAGCUGAAUGAGCCAUUUUGUGACCCAGGAGGAUAACAAGCAUGGAAUAAAUAAAGAUGAUGUCAGAGAGAUCACGGUUUCACAAAGAUAUCCUCAAACAGUUGUGUCAGCACUACACUGCUUAUAUUUGGGCAUAUUUUUAUAUGAGAAAAAUAAGCUUAUUGGAAUAGAGUCAAUACAGUAACCUUGUUUUUAAAAAAGGCAAAGGUCACAAGGUUUGUAGAGUUAAAUAUUUUAUGCUGACUGUACAAAUUUGGAUAAGAACAUAGAAAAGGGAGGAAUGGAAGUGAUAUGUUGAUAGAACUUUUGGGCUUAGUGUAGAGUGGAUGGAGCUGAGGUCAUUGAAAGCAGGUGUCAGAGAGGCAGGAAGGAAAUCCCAACAUUUAAGCAUGAGAAAACCAGUGAGUCUUCAAGUCAAGGGGAAGUUACCAAUUUUAAAUGCUGAAUGAACCCUUGAGAUUUGCUACUUGGCCUUACAGAUACUGACCAGAGUAGCUCCAAUUUAUUAAGAAAAUACAGAAAGAGGGACUUAUGAUGGAAGAAAAAAAGCAGUAGUCACAAUUUUAGCCUUGCUCACAUUAUAUGAGACAUUAGAUUAGCAGGCUUAUAUGUUGUUCUGGACCUGAGGAGAUGUCUAGGAUGGAGAUAUAAUUUUAGCAACAUCAGGAGAUAGACUGGGUAAUGGGUUUUGUGGAGGUGACUAAAAUUGCACAGGGAAAAUAGAUGGUGUGAAAAGAGAAUGUCUACCACUGACCAUGGAGACCUAUAUCUAAAGUAAGUAAAACUAGAGUUUUACUAAACCAGGACAAAUUAGUGUUUGAAGAAGGAAGGUAAAAUCGGUUGUUUAAAUGCUACUAUGAGGUUAAAUAGAUGAAUUCUUAAACAACAACAACAACAUAGCAACAUGAAGAUUAUUGUUGAUCUUAGGGUAUGUUGAGGAUGGGUGGUAGAUUGGGAUGAGUUUAAUGAUAAAGGACGAGGAAAUAAAGAAUAAACAUGGACAAAUUUGGAUAGUAGGAGAAAGACAGGGAAAUUGCUGAAAAGAGAUUUGGUCAAGGUGUUAUAGCCAAACGUUCCAGGAAGCAAACUCAAUCAGAAGGACAGCGUGGAGAGUGGAGUGCAGUUUAUUUAUUUUUUUAAAACUUUAGUAAUUUUGGCUGUGCUGGCUCUU